Messenger RNA from Paramuricea clavata, 183 nucleotides. The record is from the annotation of a GenBank genome assembly. Lineage: Eukaryota; Metazoa; Cnidaria; Anthozoa; Malacalcyonacea; Plexauridae.
AAACCAAAGGAUGCCUGGAAAAUCAUACAUAGAAUACUUAGCCCUAACCCUAAACCCUUGCGAGUUGAACCUGAUGAGCUCACAACUACUGGAAUACUUAAAGGAUCAGUUAGUGCUUACCUCAGAGGUCACAACACCACGACUGUCAUGUUGGCAAUGCGAGAUGACAUUUAUCGAGAGUAG